AUGUCGCUCGAAACGGACGGUGCAGAUGCAGCCCCCGACUCCGUCAGUAUUGGGCGGACCGGGGCGACGAGUGGGCAGUCGGUGGGGGACGCCAGGUUGAGUCAAUUUGCUGGGCUGUCCGUGGGACGCCAAGAAAAGCGCGAAAGUACUGGCUGCGCCGCGGAUUGGAUAACCGACGAGCUGCUCACCCUGGCGGGGAAACUCAAGACGAUCGUUCCGAAGGGAACGUGGGAAAGUCUGGGUAGCGAAAACGAGAUUGCCGAGGAAAACGGCUACAAUGUGAAGAAGCGGCCGCAGGUGCGGGUGUCGUUCGAGGUGCGGCGGGAUGUGCUUCUCCACCAGCGCAUGGUGCACACGAGUUACCUGACGAAGGAGGCCAGCGAGGAUAGCCGUGACCAGCGCGGGACGACGAGCACCAUGUAUGAUGUGGCGAGGCAUGAGGUGGACACCGGGGUCCAGGCGGUGACGCCGGUUGUGGACAACACCGCACAGACGCCCUUCUCCCGGCGGGUUGACGCCGCCAUGCAGGUGCAACCCAUCCUUGUCGACGCCUGCAUUCGCAACAUAACAGUCCCCAGAAACGAGGAUCCGGCGAUGACGGCCUUCUUUCUUAAGGUGCUUCCCCGCACCCUACACUGUCUGCUGCAAAACUACGAGGUGCCGAUCUACCAAGAUGAAUUUACCCUGUUUACGGAGGAUGACGCGAUUGUCGGCUCCCGUGACGACACUGUCCUGAUUGAAAAGGGCAACUACACACACACCACCAUGAAGGACCUUCGCGUUUCUUCCAUCAGCUGGCGAAGUUUUCGUCCCAAGGAUGACUUUGUUUGCAUGGCCUCGGUUUCACGGUACACCUACGAAGAACGCAUCGAGGCAGAAAGGCGGUGUGAAACCGCCAUCAACCUCGUCUGGGAUUUUGCGGACCCCAUGCAUCCACGGGCCUUCUUGGAGGCUCCAGUGGAGAUCCAAGUUCUGCGCUUCAACCCGUUAAAGCCAAACUAUAUUGUAGGUGGUGCGAUGAAUGGGCAGUUGUUUCUCUGGGACCUUAACCGGAUGGACACCGCCACGGUUUCCAGCACAAGGGUUGGGAUAGAGCAUAUGGAAGAUCAAAAUGUAGUGCUUCGGGCCGAACCCGGAACGAAGGACAUUCCUCCGAUGGCGUUGAGUGUGAAGGGAGUUAGCACGGAGCGAGAUGGGGAUGUGCUUGUGCCUCGUCUUCAGCCGGUGCAAAGUUCUCGGGUGGAGCUUUCGCAUAGGCGUCCUGUGCAUGCCAUUCAAUGGGUGCCUGAUGGAUUGGAGUGUGGAUUUGAUGGGAAACAAACCGCGACGCAAGAAGGACGACAGUUUUUUUCGCUAAGCGAUGACGGGUACAUGUGCGUGUGGGACAUUCGUGCCGAUCAUCUUCCGCCGGAUAAACUUCGCAAGAUAAAACAUCAGGGCCGGGUCGGGGGUGAAGAGUUUCCGUGGGUGCCGCUGCUGCGUUACCAGCUGUCAAGGCCUGGUGGCGGUGCCGAGGUGAUGGGAUUCCGCUUUCAGGUAGAUGGCCUUGACUUCAAUGAGACACCGUCGUACGUCGCCGUCUGUGGCACCACGCUUGGGGAGGUUGUAAUGUGUAGCACGCACACCCCGGAUGAGCGGCGGGAGUUCACAACUCACGCGGACGAAACCCGUGUGGUGCGUCUCCUGGCGAAGGCGCACGCAGGGCCCGUCUACAGCAUCCGCCGACACCCUCUCAUCAGUGACGUUUACUUGUCCUGCGGCGAUCUUCACUUUAAGCUUUGGCGUGUGGGUUUGGACCGUCCCAUUUUUAUUUCGUCGCAGCAUGAUGCCCCCGUCACCUGCGCCUGUUGGGCGCCGCUGCGGGCGAGUGUUGUGGUGGUAGGCACAAUGGAUGGAAAGAUUAUUGUGUGGGACCUGCUAGACAGAAAUCGCGAGCCGCUGCUUGUGCAUCAGCUUGUGCAGGAUGCCAUUACCGUCAUUAACUUCAAGCCAGUGCCCCCGGUACUGCCUCCGAACUACGUACAGUGCGUUGCCAUUGGCACAAGCGUCGGCUCAUUUCACUGGUACGCCUUGCCGAAAGUUCUUUCACGUGGCCCGAGUGGGGAGCAGCGGCACUUCCGUGCGAUGCUAGAGCGGGAGGUGCGUCGUGUGCACUACUACAGCUGGCGUUGGUCAGAACGCGAGCGCGAGCGGGAUCGCUACGGUGUCGCGGCUCCGAAGAUGCUGGGGAAAGCGUCCUCCAUUGUGGCCUCCGCCGAGGAAAAGGCGGUGUGGGCCGCGGAGGCCUUUGAGGAGAACUUCUACGCCUACGACCACCACCGCGACAAGGAGUUCCUCGAGAAGGUGGCGCAGCCGAUGCCGGAGGCGGAGAAGAUGGAGAUGGACGACGCGGCGGAGGAGGAGGAGGCCGAGGGGGCCAACGACGCCUCGUAG
Trypanosoma conorhini is the source of this 2433-nucleotide messenger RNA. RefSeq names its product flagellar inner dynein arm I1 intermediate chain IC140. Bases 1 to 2433 code for a protein of 810 amino acids. NCBI's taxonomy places the organism in Eukaryota, Euglenozoa, Kinetoplastea, Trypanosomatida, Trypanosomatidae. The record is from RefSeq and is a predicted model, not a curated record. Gene Ontology annotation, molecular function: dynein heavy chain binding; dynein light chain binding. Gene Ontology annotation, cellular component: inner dynein arm. Gene Ontology annotation, biological process: inner dynein arm assembly; cilium movement involved in cell motility. The transcript has a single exon.